AAUCCAAUCACCGUCCGUCCUCCCCGCCCCCGUGGAUACGGCGAAGCGUCACAGACUUGCUAUUGUUAUGCAAAUAAAAGCUGCCUAAAAGGAGCUGCCCGGGGUAUCCUGCCCUCUAAAGACGCCCAGGGAAGUGGCUGCGGGGGGACUCGCCUGGGGGAGCGCUCAGGAAACGGGGGGGAUCCGCUGCCCGACGAGAGCCCCUCUCCGGGAUAAGCCCAGCAGCUGCCCCCUGGCCGCGGGCUCCACAACAGAGACUCCAAGCGCCACCCCCCGCCACGCUCCGCCGCUGCGAGGGACCGAGCAAGGCUCCCGCUCCGGCCGCCGGGCUCCCCCUGGAUGCGCCGCCGGGCCGGAUAGCCGCGGCGGCGGCAGCAGCGGGGCGCUCGCCGGCCGCCCGCCUCGCGCACCCCGGGAGCCGCACGGAAGUCGCUGGGCCGGGCGCGGGGGGCCGCGCAGCCGCACGGCGGGGAAGCCCAGGGGGCCCCUUAGCCGGGCCCGAUCCGAUCCGCCAGCCCCCGGGCUGCCCCGCGCCCCGGCCCCCCGCCGCCGCCGCCGCGCUCGGAGCUUCGCGGGCUUCCAUGAGCAUCCGCGCCCGGGGGCUUGUCCGGAGGCCGCGCGCUCAGCCGCAGGGGGCAGCGAGCCCCCGCCCCUAGCUUCGGGCUCGCCGAGCGCCCCUGCCGAGCUGGGCCAGGCGGCGCGGAGACCUGCGCCCGCCCGGCCCCGCCGCGCCCGGAUCCCGCUGCCCGGCCGCGGCCAUGAGCCAGACGGAGCUGUCCACCUGCUCGGCCCCGCAGAGCCAGCGCAUCUUCCAGGAGGCGGUGCGCAAGGGCAACACCAAGGAGCUGCAGUCGCUGCUGCAGAACAUGACGAACUGCGAGUUCAACGUGAACUCGUUCGGGCCCGAGGGGCAGACGGCCCUGCACCAGUCCGUCAUCGACGGCAACCUGGAGCUCGUCAAGCUGCUGGUCAAGUUCGGCGCCGACAUCCGCCUGGCCAACCGCGACGGCUGGAGCGCGCUGCACAUCGCCGCCUUCGGGGGCCACCAGGACAUCGUGCUUUACCUGAUCACCAAGGCCAAGUACUCCGCGGGCAGCCGGUGACGCCGCGGCCGCCGGGCUCGGGCCGGGGCGCAGCGAGCCGGGGCCGGGCCGUGGCUCCCCGUGGCGGGGAGCGGCGCGCUCUGCAGGACCGGCUGGAGCCCCCCGGGGCGGGGACAGGGGCCGUGUCGGCUCGGGCCGCUCUGGGAGCGGGCAGCCCCGGGACAUCCCCGCCCCGCACGCACACGGCUCCCGCCCGGGCUGCCUCCUGCCCCGCGCCGGGCGCCCUGCGGACUCCAGCCCCGGCCGCCGAAGGGGCCGCCCGGGCCGGCGCGCUGCGCCCCGCGGGCUGCUCCAGGUGAGGCAGGCAGGGCAGGACCCGGCCCUCCAGGAGAUGGGGGACCUCUCCGAGGGGCGGGCUGGGCCCUUCCUCCCCCCGGCUGCCUAGCCCGGGACAAAGGUGCCUUCCUAAAUCGCGCCCGCUGACCCGAGCUGCGGGCGGCCCCCGGGGGAGGUGAGCCGGCCGCCUGUGGGCUGGGGGGCCGCGGCCCGGGAGCCGUGACUGACCCGCCUCGGGGCGGGCAAAGCAGCCGCAUCGCCGGACACAGGGGGGGCUUGGGUGGAUUGUUUAUUUUUGUUUAAAUGACAAAGCUGCUUGGACUCCAUGUUUUUUGCAAAGAAAUCUGGGGGCCCACAAAGAUUUUACUGAAAAACCAUUUAACUGCUUUCAAAGGGGUUUUGUCUUUCAAGGGUUUUUUCUCCUACUGUAAUUUGUUUUCUGUCUUGGUUGGUUUGGGGUGUUUUUUUUUUUUUUUUUUUUUUUUUUGCCAUCUACCUCGGCUGCGCUCACAGUAUUCACGGUUUCAGGCAGAGAUCUGGUCAGAUGCUUUAAAGUGCGCUCGCCUCCCCCCUCCCCGGACCCCCCCAGCUGAUGCAUUUGGUGGCGUGUCCGUCCCUGGAAGCUGUCCCUGGGCUGAAAGCGCUCUGGCUCCGAAGUGAAUCCAUUUCAGCAUUUUUAGCAGCUCAGAGUGUGAUUUGCUGAAAACCAGUCGGCGCUGUUCUUUUCAUUCUGUGUUAACGCAAGCUCUGGAGCUCGGCGCGAGCGCAGGCUGCCGGGCCCCUCAUGCGCGGGGCGGGGGGCCGAGCCGAACUCCCGUCCCCGCGGCCAGGAGCGGGAGCGUCCCCCGGCAGCCCGCUCCGCUCCGCGGGCUCCGCACCGGGGCCCGGCAGACACGUCCCCCGCCUCCUCCUGCAUCUCCCCUGGAGCGUGUGACCCAGCCCAGGCCUGCUCGGGAGCCGACCCCGCCCGCGGCAGUCGCGGGAGGGACCCGCGACCCGUCCCGGGCAGGCGAACGCGGGUGGGACGAGCGAACCCGGGAGCUGAAACAAUGGACGUGAAACGAGCUCCGCUCUCCAGGCGGAGGAAUUGCUUUUGCACAGAAAAAGAGUGUGAGCGCCCCCUGCAGUCUAGGAGGAAAGUUUCAAGAACAACCCGAAAACUACUGAGAAAUAGUUUGGGAUUUUUUUCUUUUUCUAACUUUGGUGAAACUUGGCGAACACUUCUCAAUGCAGAAUGAUUCCAUCUGACUUUAUAUAAGUGAAAGGGCGGAAGAGGAACCCCUCUUAACCUGCAUUUGGAAGUGACUGCACAUGGAAUUGCAAUGCUGCUUUUUGUUGCCAUGGCACAAUAACAUCCAUUUAAAAAAAUGCAGAAAAUUUCAGAAGUCUCCUUUCCACGGUUGGCCUUUUAUCCCUCUAUGUUUGUCUGCACUAAACCCCUUACCACUGCCAUCUCCUUGCUGUCCUCUCGUAUUCCCCUUAUCCAAACCAUUACAAUUAAAAAAAUAGUUAUCUACUGUUUUGUUGUUGUUGUUGUUAUAACUAUUUAUCAUAUAUGUAUAUAUUUGUGGGUGACGUUUGUGUGCCUGGUUUUGUCUGAAGCUAUUUGUGAGUGGUUCAAAGUACGGUUUGGAAAAUAUGCAUUUUUUCUAGUCUUAAAACUAAACUUGAGUCUGCCAUGGGUGUUUUUUUCAUUGCACUGAAUAUUCUGCUUUGUCUAUGAUGGUUUCACCUGCAGUUUUUUCUCUCUUAAACAAUUUAUAUGAUUAAAAAGUUCCAGAUUUAAAAAAAAGAAGCCCUUUUGAAAGUGUCUAUUGUUAAUGCUGUAAUUUAAAAGGAACUUCUUAGUUUGCAAACUUUCUCUGUGAGCACUGAAGAUGGUUGGUGCUUCUGUUAGGGGGGGACAAUAUCUUUUCUAAUGAGGUUUUAUUACAGUUACGAGACGGUUGCACAUUUUUUAAACUAACGGAUUUGCCACCAUGACGUGUCAUAACAUUUAUGGCAUACUAUUAAAACCAUCGUGUAUUUUAAA
This is a messenger RNA of Chelonia mydas (Green sea turtle), 3411 nucleotides long. RefSeq names its product NOTCH regulated ankyrin repeat protein (gene NRARP). The transcript has a single exon. The record is from RefSeq and is a predicted model, not a curated record. NCBI's taxonomy places the organism in Eukaryota, Metazoa, Chordata, Testudines, Cheloniidae. Gene Ontology annotation, cellular component: cytoplasm. Bases 759 to 1103 code for a protein of 114 amino acids. Gene Ontology annotation, molecular function: enzyme inhibitor activity; phosphatase regulator activity; protein binding.